This is a messenger RNA of Spirometra erinaceieuropaei, 375 nucleotides long. The record is from the annotation of a GenBank genome assembly. NCBI's taxonomy places the organism in Eukaryota, Metazoa, Platyhelminthes, Cestoda, Diphyllobothriidea, Diphyllobothriidae.
AUGCAGGAGGCCUGGACAGUUCGUAAGGCUCAGGAGAUCCAAGGGUACGCGAACUUCAACGAAUGGACGAACUUCUACGACGUGAGAAAAGCUGUCCAUGGUCCGCCAACUAAAGCAACUGCUCCUCCUCUCAGUGCCGACGGCAGCACCCUACUCAUUGAGAAGACACAAAUUAUACAGGAAUUGGCCGAGCACUUCAGAGGCGUCCUCAACCGUCCCUCCACAAUCUCCGACGCCGCCCCCGCCCGUAUGCCUCAAAUGGAGACCAACGCCGACCUCGACCUACCGCCCUCUCUCCACGAAACCAUCAGGGCCGUGCAGCAGCUGUCCAGUGGGAAAGCGUCCGGAUCGGACGCGAUCCCUGCUGAGAUCUAA